Lachancea thermotolerans CBS 6340 is the source of this 669-nucleotide messenger RNA. It is a transcript of the gene EFG1, whose product is annotated as Efg1p. The transcript has a single exon. Bases 1 to 669 code for a protein of 222 amino acids. The record is from RefSeq and is a predicted model, not a curated record. Gene Ontology annotation, biological process: maturation of SSU-rRNA from tricistronic rRNA transcript (SSU-rRNA, 5.8S rRNA, LSU-rRNA). Lineage: Eukaryota; Fungi; Ascomycota; Saccharomycetes; Saccharomycetales; Saccharomycetaceae. Gene Ontology annotation, cellular component: preribosome, small subunit precursor; nucleolus.
AUGGACAGGAAACAGAGGAGAAGGACAAACAAAAGUGCUGGAGCGCCGAUCCAACUCGCGCGCGUGUUGGGGUCAGGCUCCAACAAGAUAAAAAGGAAAAUCCGUGACAUUGAGCGCCUGCUGCAAAAGAAAAAGGACGUCCUCCCUGAUACUGUUCUGAUCGAGAAAGAGCGUGCACUCGAAGCGCUGCGACUUGAACUACAUAACGCGGAGCAGCGUGUCAAGAUCCAGAACAACGCCAAGAAAUAUCAUAUGGUGAGGUUUUUUGAGCGCAAGAAGGCGCUAAGGCGAUACACCAAAUCUGUGAAGGAAGGAGAUGCCGAUGCGGUUCGUGAAAGGUCCAUCGAUCUUUGCUAUGUCGUCAAUUUCCCAAAAACUGAAAAGUACAUUGCGCUUUACCCCUCUGAAGAAAGCGAGUCUCGCGACACCGACGACAAGAAGGGCGUGGCCAAGACCGAGGCCAGAAGAGCUCAGUUUCGUGAUCUUGUCGCGGCGAAAAUGGACGCAGGCACCUUGCCUGUUCCUUUGAAAGACAUUCUCAAAGGCAAAAAGCUGGACCGCGACGAUACCGGCGUCCAAUUGGAGACCGGGGAAAGCCGCGCUUCCAAGGAAGCUUCAAUCUCUGAGUCUGAAAAGGAGGACGAGGACGAAGACGACUUCUUUGAGUAA